GAGGACAGGAGAAAUUUGCUCAGAUAAAUAGCUGGCUGCUUGAUCACUGAAAGAAUUUGAAUGUGAUUCCUCGGCAGACAGCGGUUUUGUGGUUAUUUUUGGGGCAAUGGUAACAAAGAAAGCUCUGGAUAUCUUGAUAUCGAAUGCUAAUUUCCUAUCUGUUGGAACGGCUAUGUGUAAGCAAAGAACAUGUUGAAGUUUGAGGUUUUAGUCCAAUUUAUAUAAAGUGAAAAUUGAAAGAAAAUGGUUCCUUUGCCAUGGUUCUUCACGUGGUUGACCAUGGGACUCAAAGUAGUUACCUUGACAACACUAAGUUUAGCCCAGGAUCCUGAAGAUGAUUUCUUUGACGCUCAUGAUUGGCAGUUUGACGAUUGCAAGUUGGCAAGAUCUGGCCCCCCAGCAACUAUAGUAGCAAUUGAUGAAGAAAGUCGAAAUGGAACACUUCUGGUGGAUAAUUUGCAGAUUACAGGCCAUGCAGGCGGCUCAAAUCCUACUAUUGCCUUAUCAUUGAAAGGCAACAAUGACUACUGGGUGCUUCUGGACGCUGUCAAUCAGAGACUCUAUUUGAACAGUACUGGCCGAGUUCUCGACAGAGAUCCUCCAUCAAAUAUCCAGUCCAUUGUGGUUGUGCUCGAUUGUGUGAACUUGCGAGUUGGAAGUGUCAUCAAACAUGAAGUGCGAAUUAUUGUAAGGGAUCGAAAUGAUAAUUCUCCAUCUUUUCAGCAAUCACGAUACCAUGUGGAAAUUAAUGAGUUGACACCAGUUGGGACCACUAUUUUUACUGGCUUCUCUGGAAGAAAUGGAGCAACUGACAUAGAUGAUGGUCCUAAUGGACAGAUUGAAUAUGUUAUUCAACAUAAUCCAAAUGAUCCAGAAUCCAGCCGGACUUUUGGUAUUCCGCUCACAUUAUCAGGAGCUGUAGUUUUAAGGAGAAGGCUAAAUUAUGAAGAAAAAACACGUUACUAUGUCAUUGUUCAAGCAAAUGACCGAGCUCCAAAUCCAAAUAAUAGAAGAACCAGCACAACAACGCUGACAGUUGAUGUACUUGAUGGAGAUGACCUUGGCCCAAAAUUCCUUCCAUGUGAAUUAGUCAAUAAUACGAGGGAUUGCCGGCCUCUUACAUACAAGGCCAAUUUGCCUGAGCUCACAGACCCAGCAAGGAUAAACCCAGUGAAUGUCACACCUCGAAUUUUAGCUGUUGACCAGGACAUCAAUAUUAAACCAACUGGUGAUCAACCAGGAAUUGUCUACAGCAUUCUUGUCGGUACUCCGGAGGAUUAUGCUAAGUACUUUUCUCUGAAUAAUAUCACAGCAGAGCUCUAUCUCCUAAGGCCAAUAAACAGGGAUUUUCAUCAGAAAUUUGAUUUGGUUAUUAAGGCGGAACAAGACAACAGACACCCACUGCCAGCUUUUGCCAAUUUGCACAUAGAAGUUCUAGAUGAAAACAACCAAGCCCCCUACUUUGAACAAACUACCUACCAGGGCUUCAUCAUUGAGUCUGCUCCAGUGGGAACAACUGUUUCAGACAGUCGGAAUUUAACAGCACCAUUAAGAAUUGUAGCCCUGGAUAAUGACGUGGAGGAGACAAAAGACCCAAAGUUGCGGAUUUCACUAAGCGACUUUGUCACAGCUUUUACCGUAACUCCUUUUGGAAUAACCCGUUAUUUGACUUUACGUGAACCAGUUGACCGGGAACGUCAGCAGAAUUACACUUUUACAAUGACUGCUUCUGACGGUGUUCAAGAGAGUACUUCAGUCACUGUCAAUGUCUUAGUGAUCGAUGCAAAUGACAACACUCCAAUUUUUCAAAACAUUUCCUACAAAGUGAAUGUUUACACUGACAUGAAACCUGGAGAAUCUGUCAUACAGCUUACUGCAUCAGAUGCUGAUGAAGAGAAGAAUGGACAAAUCAUUUAUGAAAUUGUGACUGGUGAUGAUGGUGACUUUGUUAUAAGUAACAGCAGUGGGUUGAUCAUCAUAGCUCCUGGAGUUAGUUUAAAUGUUGGUCGGACCUAUGCCCUUACUAUCAAAGCAACAGAUAAUGCCCAGCCAGCUCAAAGGAGAAGCUCUAUUACCACUGUCUAUAUUGAGGUUCUUCCUCCAAACAACCAGAGCCCGCCAAGAUUUCCACAAAUGCUGUACAACGUUGAAGUGAGUGAAGCUAUGCGAACAGGGGCAACUUUGCUAAAUUUGAGGGCAACUGAUCGUGAGAGAGACCCAAUCACUUAUCGCAUUCAAAAUGGAGAUCCACAGGAAGUUUUUACCAUUACUCAAAAUACUGGACUGCUAGUCUUAGAAAAAUCUUUAGACCGGGAAAGCACCGAUCGAUACAUACUUAUUGUCACAGCAUCUGAUGGCAAGCCUGAUUCGACUUCCACUACAACUGUCAACAUAGUAGUUACUGAUGUGAAUGACAACGACCCAACCUUUGACACCAUCUUUCUUAAGAACUUUACUGUAUUGGAGGAGGAAGCAAAUAUCUAUGUCGGUCAAGUCAGGGCCACUGAUCCAGAUGCUGGUGUUAAUGGACAAAUUCGGUACAGCUUGGCAAACUUCAAUAACCUUUUCAGAAUAACAUCAAAUGGUAGCAUUUACACAAUGACGUCAUUGGACCGAGAAACAGAAGAUAAGUACGACCUGCUUGUAGAGGCAUCAGAUGGAGCUGUGGACCCUCGCCGCUCAACCUUGACUGUACCAAUCAGAGUUCUUGACGUUGAUGAUAACAGUCCUGUAUUCUCACAAUCUACCUAUGUAGUUUCUGUACCAGAAAACAAUGAAGCUGGAAUGGUUAUUCUGCAGUUACAGGCAACAGAUGCUGACGUUGGUCCAAAUGCAACUUACCAUAUAAGAACUGAUGAGGCUAGACAACUGUUUUCCGUGAAUCAGUGGACAGGAGAAUUGUCAAUUUUAGAGUCUGUGGAUUAUGAAACUCUACCUACUGCAGAUGCAAGCUACACUUUUGUUGUUGAGGCACUGGACAGCGGGGGAAGCAUGCCUCCAGGGUUAGCUACUGUAAUUGUCCAAGUAAAGGAUAUGAAUGACUUCUCCCCUGAAUUUAGCAAGCCUUCCUACAAAGGGCUGGUGGCACCGGAUGCCCUCAAGGACAGCCUCAUCACUGUUGUAUCAGCUGAAGACAAGGAUCCUCCUGGGAGUCCAGCAAGCAGGAUUAGAUAUAAAGUGAAUAUGACUGAAUUUCCAUAUAGUGCAAGCAUAUUUGAAGUGGAGGAAGACACAGGACGAGUGCUUACCAGAGUUAAUCUCAAUGAGGAGCCUAGUACAAUUUUCAAGCUGGCAGUCGUUGCAUAUGAUGAUGGAGAACCAGUGAGGUUUACUACUACAAUAGUAGACAUUACUGUACUGCAGCCAUCAGUAAUUCCACGUUUUACACAGGAAGAUUACAGGCCUUCACCUGUAAGUGAAAAUGCUCCAAUAGGAACUGUAGUUGUCACUGUAACUGCAGCUGCUAUCAAUCAAACUAUAGUGUAUUCAAUUAUAGCAGGAAAUGAUGAUGGAGUAUUUAAAAUCAACAAUCGGACAGGAGUCAUCACAACAAAUAAAACGUUGGACUAUGAAUCUGUAAAAGAUUACGAAAUUAGAAUCCAGGCAGAUUCAUUGCUGUUCUUCAGAUCAAACCUGAGGGUUCCUUCAAGAACAAAUACAGCUAAGGUCUUCAUCGAGGUUCAAGAUGAAAAUGACCAUGCCCCUGUUUUCACCAAGUCUCUCUAUCUGGGUGGGGUGACUGAAGAUGCCAAGACAUUCACCACUGUGCUUCGUGUUGAGGUUGAAGAUAAAGACAGUGGAAACUACAGUAUUUCUCAGUUCCGACUAAUCAUACCACCCACAAAGGAUGGAAAGGAUGGUUUUGUGAUAGAAGAAUACACUGGUGCAAUCAAGACAUCUAUUACAUUCAGAAACAUGAGACGAUCCUAUUAUAAAUUUGAAGUUAUUGCGACAGACAACUAUGGGACAGAAUUGAGCAGUAGUGCACAAGUUGUUGUAUCCGUGGUCAAUGAAUUGGAUAUGCAAGUGAUUGUUUCAAAUGUCCCUCCUACUCUGGUGGAACAGAACAAGGAUCAGCUCAUCGGAAUUUUGGAACGUUAUGUACAAGAUCAGAUUCCAGGUGCCAAGGUUGUAGUGGAAUCCAUUGGUCCUCGCAGACAUGGAGAUGGCUUCCAGGAAGAGGACUAUUCUAAGUCAGAUCUGAUGGUUUAUGCCAUUGACCCUUUGACAAACAGAGCCAUAUCAAGGAACGAGCUCUUCAAAUUCCUAGAUGGCAAACUUCUAGAUAUAAACAAAGAUUUUCAGCCAUACUUGGGACAAGGAGGUCGUAUUCUGGAAAUUCGCACACCAGACGUAGUGGCAAAUGUACAGAAACAAGCACAAGCUGUGGGCUACACGGAAGGUGCUCUGCUGGCUCUGGCCAUCAUUAUCAUCCUCUGCUGUUUACCUGCUAUUCUGAUUGUUAUGGUUACCUACAGACAAUUUAAAGAGCGGCAGGCAGAGUGUGCAAAGACUGCAAGAAUCCAGAUGACUUUGCCAGCAGGGAAAUCAACCGGUGGCCCAACGACUAAUCUAUAUGAAGAACUGGGUGACAACACCAUGAGGGGAUAUGGACAACAGGAGCAACAGCAAUUACUGAGGCCCUCACUUCUUAGACCUGAGGAACUCUCCAUGGAAUCAGGCAUUGAUCCUGGUCAGGACUACUAUGCACAGGAUUACUACAAUUAUGAGCCUGGGUAUGAAGUACCACAGUAUGGAAGUCGCCGCAGAUUAAUCUCCCCUUCCGGAAUGUAUGACGACUAUGGAGAGGUGGUGAUGGAAGAUGAUGGUGGCUAUUAUUACAGUCCACAGGGAUCAAAUGCAGACGCAGAGUGGGCUCGCCAUAAACGGGUAAAGUUGGUUGUAGAUCGUGAGUAUGAAACCAGCUCAACUGGUGAGGACAGUGCCCCAGAAGGACAAAGGAUUCGUAUCAAGCACCCAAAUAACCACAGCAACAUUAACAGUAAUAUCUACAUUGCUCAAAAUGGAUCAAUUGUAAGAACAAGACGCAGCUGCCCUCCGACCAAUGGGAAAGCAACCUCACCUGCAAGGGUAGGAAAACAUUUUAAGAAACUAGACAAACUGGCAGCAACACAGGAAGAAAAGAUCCCGUUGAACAAUCCAUUGGCCAAUGCAACAGCUUCUUGUAGCAAUGACAAUCUUAAUGAAAGGCCAUCAUGUAGCUCCAUGGCCUCCAGCAGCAUGGGGCCUAACAGCUGCCUGUCCAGACUGAGCACAGUAAAGGCAAAGAAUGAGAGAGCAAAGAGCACAGAUGACCAAGAAUCGGCUGUUGACAAUGAAGAUGUCAAGGAACCAUUUGAAUCUCACAGUGAUCAGACACAAUCUGAUGAGGAGGAACUGUGGAUGGGACCUUGGAAUAACCUUCACAUACCAAUGACAAAACUGUGAUGUAGAAUU
This is a messenger RNA of Carcharodon carcharias (great white shark), 5457 nucleotides long. RefSeq names its product protocadherin-related 15b (gene pcdh15b). NCBI's taxonomy places the organism in Eukaryota, Metazoa, Chordata, Chondrichthyes, Lamniformes, Lamnidae. The transcript has 39 exons. The record is from RefSeq and is a predicted model, not a curated record. Gene Ontology annotation, molecular function: calcium ion binding; cadherin binding. Gene Ontology annotation, cellular component: plasma membrane; catenin complex; stereocilium. Gene Ontology annotation, biological process: sensory perception of sound; inner ear development; homophilic cell-cell adhesion. The coding region runs from base 244 to 5448 and encodes 1734 amino acids.